This is a messenger RNA of Periconia digitata, 794 nucleotides long. The record is from the annotation of a GenBank genome assembly. NCBI's taxonomy places the organism in Eukaryota, Fungi, Ascomycota, Dothideomycetes, Pleosporales, Periconiaceae.
AUGCAGGAAAUGCGUCAUAAGGGACCAACAUUCAAACACUGCAAGUCAGUAAUCUCCACCAAAAAACGUCUCGAUCGAUGGUAUACAACCACCAUCUCAAUCCAUCGACCCCAUCGAGAUAUACCACCACGUGCUAUCUAUCCCAACGAUAUUUCUGUACCCGGAAAUCACUCACACGAGCUAACCCCCCGCGGAACUCUAAUCAACUUCUCCUCUCUAGCAUCAAACUCAGUACACUCCUCAUGCCUCACAUGACAGUAACAGCAAAAGCAUCGACAUGGCAACCGACGACGGCGUGGAAAUAUAAAAGUACAAACUCGACGUCGAAAAGACAUCGUUGAGGAACCGGGUACUCUCCAACGUCGCCGUCCCCAGACCCGGGUACAGCCAAUUCGUGGUACUUUUCCCCAACAAACAUCAUGAUGCCGACCGGGUAGUCGUUGAACUCUACCUUCCAGUAGUCUGCGGCCGAGUCCCCAUCUCGAUCGCGAAGCCCAUGUGGUCCUCGUACCUGCAUCGUGUGCCAGGUAUGUAUACACAGUGAGCGUGUGCGUGGCGAACGAAACCAUAAAACGUCCCCCGGCUACCCAUGCACCAUCCACCACGAAAUCGCCUUCUCCUGCCUCAUUCCAACCCUCUCGUGAACGUUUUGACCCCCCAAUCUCCGUUUUAUAGUGAUGCCAUGCGGAAAUCGCUUUUUUUUUUUGCGCUUCUACCCACAAAAGUCUUCGUAGACGCAGUCGUUGUACAGGUUUAUGUACCCGUUCCAGUGACGGGCCUGUACAAGCACUACA